Cryphonectria parasitica EP155 is the source of this 815-nucleotide messenger RNA. RefSeq lists its product as uncharacterized. The coding region runs from base 100 to 600 and encodes 166 amino acids. The transcript is spliced from 2 exons. The record is from RefSeq and is a predicted model, not a curated record. Lineage: Eukaryota; Fungi; Ascomycota; Sordariomycetes; Diaporthales; Cryphonectriaceae.
AAAAUCAAUAAUUUGGUAUACUUCCUCCAAUCUCUACACUACAGCAUUUCACAGCACAGUCUAUCGACAUCCCCAUCUCGACCGAACCCACCGCCCACCAUGCAGCUCUCCUUCUUCUCCGCGGCUCUCUUCGCCGGCCUCAGUUUCGCCCAGUUCUCAGGUCUGCCAACCUGUGCUCAAGACUGCGCCUCCGACCAAUUCUCGGGGGGCUCCUACGCCGGCUGCGGCACCGACCCCAAGUGCAUCUGCUCCAAUCAGGACUUCCUCUCCAAUAUCGCCUGUUGCCUCGUCGGCGCGUGCGACGCCGCCGACCAGACCAGCGCCAUCGCCUUUGCCACCCAAAUUUGCUCUGCUCAGGGCGUCACCGUCCCCACUGUCGUAAGCUGCGCCACCGCUGCAAACACCCAGGGGACCGCCGCCGCUACCGCCACGGAGACCACCGGCUCUGCUGCGACCGCCAGCUCCACGUCCGGAACUGCCGCCUCUUCCAGUGCGACCAGCGGGAGCGCCGCACAGGCUUGGGCCCCAAGACAGACGGCUGCCAUGGGCAUGGAGAUGCUGGGGCUGGCAGCUGCCGGAGCAGGCAUCGCACUCAUGUGAGGGGCAGCGGGAAGUACGAAACAUGUGGCCCGUGAAAGGCGUGCGGUCGUGCACCUUGCGAUAGCCUGGCUUGGCUGCUCGUGAUCAGCCUCGAUUGGACACGGAGGUGCCAAGUAUGGGUCAGAAGUGACGAUCAACACUUGUGAUGAUGUCCAGGCCUUGACUACUGGCACGCUUUUACCUUCAUUGGUAGCCGCUGGAGAAAAAGUGGGAAG